This is a messenger RNA of Funneliformis mosseae, 285 nucleotides long. NCBI's taxonomy places the organism in Eukaryota, Fungi, Glomeromycota, Glomeromycetes, Glomerales, Glomeraceae. The record is from the annotation of a GenBank genome assembly.
AUGAAAUUAAUAGCAAUAUUACCUUCAAAUUCAUAUGAAAUUUUCAAGGAAUUAAAGUUUUUUAAAUUGCUUGAUAUAUUAAAACAAAUAAAUCAAAAUGAUAAUUUACAAAUUGGUCCUUCAAAAUUUAUAUCAAAUAAUGAAACUAAAUCAACUUCUAAUAAUGAAAUUCAAUCAAUAUUUGAUAAUGAAGAUAAUUUAUUAUUUGAUAAUGAAAAUAAUUUAUCAUCAGAUAAUGAAUUUAAUUCAUUUAAUAAUGAUGAAUUUUUUUUUUCUCAUGAUUAA